Molecule: messenger RNA, 867 nt
Organism: Cotesia congregata
Lineage: Eukaryota; Metazoa; Arthropoda; Insecta; Hymenoptera; Braconidae
Source: the annotation of a GenBank genome assembly
AUGUUAAAACGAGUAAGUAACAAAAUAAUAUUUGAACGCUUAAAAAAAUCACUGACACGAGAAUUGCAUGUCAGUAAUUACUUAAAUAGUGAUGUAAAAUUAUCAUACGCGUCGUAUGAUGCCUCAAAGUCUGAUAAACCACCAGUUAUAAUAAUGCACGGAUUAUUUGGCUCCAAGAAUAAUUGGAAUACACUUGCCAAGGCGAUAAACCAGCAGACUAAGAGGCAAGUGAUAACUGUUGACGCUAGAAAUCAUGGCGAGUCUCCGCAUUCUAGUGAAAUGAACUACCCAGCGAUGGCUGGAGACGUGAAAGCUUUGAUGAGAGAUUUGAAUUUUUGUAAAUCAGUCUGCAUUGGCCACAGCAUGGGAGGUGCUGUCAUGAUGCUGACGGCGUUGAAUUAUCCGGAGCUGAUAGACAAACUGAUCGUCGUAGACAUGUCACCGGUAAAAACCAGCCCGAGUCUCUACGAGAUGACUGGGAUUAUUGGUGCGUUGAAAGCUAUCGAUUUCAAUAAUUACAAGACUCUGUCUGAAGCUAGGAAAGGUAUCGAUCAACAACUAGCUAAAACUAUCUACGCACUGUCCUUGAGACAGUUUUUGGUGACCAAUGUCAUGGAAGUUACUCCUGGAGUCUACAAGUGGAGAGUUAACUUAAAUGUUAUUGCAGAUAAUUUUUCUAACAACAUUGCUAGGUUUCCGGAACUGGUUCCAAGUUUGAAGAACAAAGUUUUCGACGGACAAACUUUGUUCAUCGCUGGUGGCAACAGUGAUUACGUCAAGCGAGAAGAUGAAGACAAGAUUAAAAAACUUUUUCCCAAGGUUGAUAUUAAAGAAGAACAUCAAUAUUUAUCUUUGGAUAAUAGAUAA